CGGGGGCGCUAAUGCGAUAUGUUGUGACAGGCCUGCGCGCGUAAUUGGUGCAUCGUUGCCGCCGUAUCCUAAUUGAUAUAUGUGUUAUAUCCACUCAGAAGUGCAACGUGUCGGGCCAUGUUGCACUCCCUCAAGUGUAUUGUAGCUACACCAAACUCACCAAAGCUACUGUCGUGGUCGCGAGGCGUGAAAUACUGGAGUGAGAGACUCUCAAAGAGAAAAUAUGCUGGGAACACUGAACAGGAGGAUGCGUUGCCAGUUAUCAAGUAUAUAUCGGAGUCCACGCGGCCGGACAACCGUGUCUACACGUGGGGCUAUGCUGAGUUGGGUGCCCUGGGCAACAAGAAUCUGCUGAAACCUAGAAACGGGAAGAAGCCCUAUGCGUACCUCCACCGGCCGAUGCGGCUGGGGUUUGCUGAGCUGAACAAGGUUACCGAUGUGGCGUGCGGGUAUGGUUUCACCGUCAUGGCUGUCAAUAGGCCCGACUAUAAGGUGUUCGGAUGCGGUAUCAACACCGACUCACAGAUCGGACUGCAGGAGGCCCGCGCCGGCCACCCACUGGAGAGGGUCAUAGCGCCUGUGCCCAUUGCGCUGCCCUUGGACGACCCCGAACGGGUCAAGGUCACCAGGGUGGCAUGCGGCCGAGGCCACACGGCCAUUGUCACCGACGGCGGCGCCGUGUUCACAUUGGGCAAUAACGCGUACGGCCAGUGCGGCCGGCGCGUGGUGGAGCGCGAGGAGUACCGCGGCAGCGCCACCGUGCACCGCGUGCGGCUGGACGAGCCGGUGCGCGACGUCACCUGCGGCCAGGACCACACGCUGAUGGUGACCGAGUCCGGGCGCGUGCUGUCGUGCGGCUGGGGCGCGGACGGCCAGACGGGUCGCGGCGGGUUCGCCAGCGCCUGGGAGCCGCGGCCCGUGGUCGGCGACGUGGAGGGCGAGCGGAUCGUCCGGGUGGCCUGCUCGGCCGACUGCGUGCUCGCCGUCAGCGAGAGCGGCGACGUCUUCGGCUGGGGCAACAGCGAAUACGGCCAGCUGGGCUCUGUGACGGACGAGCAGCAGCUGGGCGUGGCGCGUCGCCUGCCGUUGGGCGUGGGUCGCGUGCGGGACGUGGCCAGCGCCGGCACCAUGUGCGCCCUCAUCAACGACAAGGACGAGGUGUACGUGUGGGGGCUUCCGGACAGCGUGCCCGUGUCGGUGGUGUCGGGCCUGUACCAUCUGGCCGUGACCACGAGCGCCGGCGACCUCUUCACCUGGGGCCACAACCAGCACGGCGCGCUGGGCCUGGGCCACACAGAGGACCGGCUCUUCCCUCUGCGGGUCUCCAUUCCGGCGCGCGUGACCAAGGUGGCGUGCGGCGUCGACCACAUGGCCGCGCUCUGCCGCGAGUAUAUCUGACACCACGGCUGCACUACCCCGGCUGCAUUUGAUGCUACGGUGUGCUCUGUGAGGAACGCGUCUGAUGUCACAG
Molecule: messenger RNA, 1471 nt
Organism: Pollicipes pollicipes
Lineage: Eukaryota; Metazoa; Arthropoda; Thecostraca; Pollicipedomorpha; Pollicipedidae
Product: RCC1-like G exchanging factor-like protein
Exons: 9
Coding region: 118-1398 (426 amino acids)
Biological process (GO): positive regulation of mitochondrial translation
Cellular component (GO): mitochondrial inner membrane
Molecular function (GO): rRNA binding; guanyl-nucleotide exchange factor activity
Source: RefSeq, a predicted model, not a curated record